AUGACUGGAAAUGUGGAUGGUUCCAUCUCUGUAUAUAAUAUGAAAAAGACUAGUGAACCACAACAAAAAACUUCCCCACAUGGGCAAGGUCCAUGUCGACCUAUCAACGCCAUCGAUUGGAAGUACACUGCUGACGGAGAUCAGUUUGUCAUCUUCUCUGGUGGUAUGCCGACUGAAGAUGGCUUGCCUGUCCCUGCGCUCACAUUUCUUCGUGCCUCGAAAUCCGCUACCGUUCUUGAAAUGGAGCGUCCGAUAUUGUCAUUCGUUACCCUACCAAAUAUCCCUUUCCCAUCGUGCCCGCAACAGCCACAAGCGUUGGCAGUUUUGUUGAAAGGAGAGUUGAUGGUGCUUGAUCUACUCACGCCAGGCUACCCUAGUAUUGAACCACCUCACGCAUUGGAUUUGCAUGAAGUUCCGAUCACUUGUGUCGCGUAUUAUUCCGAUUGCGCCAGUGAUCUCAUCGGAGCUUUAACCCUAGUCGGUUGUAAGCAGAGAAGGAAGGGAUUUAGCGAACGGGCAUGGCCAAUAAGCGGUGGAAUUGCAAGGGAGUGCGCUACAGGUCAUCAAGAACUCAUACUUACUGGUCAUAAAGACGGUUCAGUACGUUUUUGGCAAGCGUCUGGAGAAAACCUUCAAUUUUUGUAUCGUCUCAAAACAACAUCUCAUUUUGAAAGACUGGAAGAAUGGGAAGGCUGCGAAAAGGUUUCUCAUGCUGUAAAAUCAAUUGAGCUUUGCGUUGAGGUUGUGCAUAUACCUCAGUCAAGUGCGUCAUCGAGUAAUACAGCUGAUGAACGCUUGCCUCCCGUUCCACCUCCUAGGGAAAUACGCCGCCAGAAGAAGGUAGUAAGCCGGGAUUCAACCAACAGUCCAGACACGAGCGACGCGUCGGGAGAUGAAUGUAUUUUCCCCUUCAAAGUUCGCGGAGCACCAGUAAAACGUUCCGCAGGAUAUCAGGUAAAUUUUACGCCGAUUUUUUUGGAGAUACGAAUUGUUGCAGGUUUUCCUGUCUAA
Cooperia oncophora is the source of this 1011-nucleotide messenger RNA. The record is from the annotation of a GenBank genome assembly. Lineage: Eukaryota; Metazoa; Nematoda; Chromadorea; Rhabditida; Trichostrongylidae.